Triticum aestivum (bread wheat) is the source of this 1221-nucleotide messenger RNA. RefSeq names its product leucine-rich repeat extensin-like protein 3. Lineage: Eukaryota; Viridiplantae; Streptophyta; Magnoliopsida; Poales; Poaceae. The record is from RefSeq and is a predicted model, not a curated record. The transcript has a single exon. The coding region runs from base 227 to 775 and encodes 182 amino acids.
AGGAGACGAGACGACGGACGACGACCGGCCUCCACCGCACCACUCCACUCCACAAAGGCCAACCGCUAAAGCACCCAAGGACAGGGGAGGCCGACCAUUAUAACCCACACAAAUUCCCCACCGAGAGAAGAGAACCACGAGCACUGAAAAAAGGAGAGGAGGAAGAAGAAGCUAGAGAGUCGCGCAGCUAGAAAGGCUCGAGCUUUUCUUGCUUGCUUUCGGCGCCAUGGCGCGGCGGACGGUGCAGCUGCUGGCGGCGCUCCUCGCGGUGACCGUGGCGGCGGCGGACGACAGCGGCGAGAAGUGCACGGGCGGGUGCGGGAACCCGUGCGGCAUCCCGUGCACCUACUCCAGCCCGCCGCCGCCGGAGCCGGCGCUGCCCCCGCCCGUCUACUACCCGCCGCCGGCGCCCGUGUACUCGCCGCCGCCCCCCGAGGCCGUCUACCCGCCGCCCACGCCCACGGCCGACUGCCCGCCGCCCCCCACCGAGGGGUACACGCCCGCGCCCUACACCCCCACGCCGUCCACGCCGUCCGGCGGGUACACCCCGACGACGCCCUCCGGCGGGUACAAUCCGACGCCGUCCGGGGGCGGGUACAACCCCACGCCGUCCGGGUGGUUCACGCCGCCCAACAUGCCGUCCUACCUCACCCCGCCCGGCCCGCUCUACCCGCAGGACCCCGGGUUCCGGCCCAACGCCGCGCCGGGCCUCUCCGCGUCAUGGCGCGCGGCGGCCCUCGCGGCUUUGACGGUGGCCGGAGCCCUGGCCUUGUGAUCGUUCGACGCACCGAUCGCGCCAUGCCAAGGUACACGCACGCGUGGCCUGAAGGCAUGGAGCUAGCAGCUGCACCGCUCGAUCCAUGGAGCCAAGCGCCGUGGCGACCAUGGUAACCCAAGCGCGCGCGCGGGCGCAUCCAUGGCCGGCGCACGUACGUUUUAAUUGAAAUUCCGUUGAUUCCGUGUUGAUAAUAAGCAAGGUUAGGGAAGCAAGCCGAUGUCGGUGUUAAUAAUUUUUCUUUUUGAGUUUUCAUUCGUGCUGUUCAUGUUCAUGUCCUUCAUCUGCGUCGGCAGAUGAACCGUUCUUGUCAUGUACGUAAGUUGGGUCUCGUUUUUUCACUUUGGUCAAUCAUAGGAAGGAAGGAAGGAAGGAAAAAGAUGGAUGUUCAUCGAUCAGACUAUGUGAUACUGAUACAUAUAUAUAUAUGUCUCUGAUUACUCACA